UCUGUCAUCAAGCUCCUGAUGAUUCCUGGCAUUUCUGCAUGGAUUGUCUCUUUCCCUAACUUUGCCAGUAAUUAGCUUGCCCAGAGAUUCACCCCUAAGGCAGUAAUUCCCAAACUAUGCACUAUAAGAGCAUAAGAAUACUUUUUCUGGAUCAGACCAAAAUAGGGUUGCAAGAUCCCGUGGAAUCUGGCUCACUUCUGUUUGUUGAACUUCUUUCUCAUGCUCAGCCCUGGCACAGGAAGCGAUCCGAGCCGGAGGAAGUCUGCAAAGGCUUCUGAAUGCUAGUGAAGUCCCUCUUGCGCAACCCAGCAGCACCCUUCCUGUACAGUACAUGGAGCAUAAGCAAAGCCUGCAAGUCACAAGAAGAGGAGUGCUAUUGUUCAGCUUUUGUGUGGGCUCAAUUCUUGGUAGACACCCAUAUGAACACUCACUGCCAAGGUGGACUCGGGGCCCUAGAAAGGAGCUGAGCCAAGGGAAUUCAAGGGAUUUCCGCCCUAAAGCAGGUGCUGCAAACAUCCCUAGACCCAGCCGUCCACCUGGGUCCAGCUCUUUGUAAUCCCCGGCCAUUGACAUGAUGGCUGGAGGUGAUAUGAGCUGUAAUGAAAAGCAUUUGAACGGUCUACUUUUUAAGGUGCAUUGUCACAUAUUGAUUGAUUUAUUUCUUACUUAUGUGUAUUCUUCUGUAUGGUUAUUUUGCAUGCCACCUUGAAAAGAAGGACUAUAAAUCAUUUUAAAUAAGUGAAACAAUACUCCUGUCUCAUCUAGUCUGGGGCAUCUCAUGCAUAUGCUUCUGAGGAGCCCACAGAGCAAGGUAUGAAGGUGGUCACCCUCCCCAGCAACUGGUAACCCCAUUAAUUAAACAGGGAUGGGUUCCUGUGAGCACCAGUUGUUCACCAUGGAGGUGACUUGUUACAUCUGUGCAUGAUGCUCUGCUCCAUUGUUGCUAUCUUCCAGCCAGCCUUUACUGCAACUGAGGAAGUCAGUCUCAUCUCUGCAUAAAGAUCUGAUUCCAGAUGUGAGAGGACUCUUCACAAGUUGCCUCUGAGUGGGACCCUUACUGGAUCAGAGAGUUCUCAGUUGUCUUUCCUGAUGGUGGUGGCGGAAGCAAAUGUUCCGAUGUAAUACUUCCCUUUUGGAAGAAGGCAAGAUUAUGUACAAACUGAAUCAUGAUCGUGUGGUGAAGCUACUGGGUGUCAUUUUGGAAGAUGGCAAUUAUUCCCUUGUGAUGGAAUAUGUACGCAAAGGGAAUCUGAUGACCGUACUAAAGGCAACCCCAAUUCCUUUGUCUGUGAAAGGACGCUUCAUCCUGGAGAUCACUGAAGGAAUGCUGUACUUAACCGAGCAAGGCUUAGUGCACAAAGACCUAAAGCCAGAAAAUAUCCUUGUAGAUGAAGACUUUCACAUCAAGAUAGCCGACCUUGGUGUGGCCUGCUUCAAAAACUGGAGCAGGCUGACUAAAGAGGAGACCAGCCGGCAGAGGAAAAUCAAAUGUAGCUCCAAGAGCAAUGCUGGCACCCUUUUCUACAUGGCCCCAGAACACUUGAUGGAUAUCAACACUACCCCCGUGGAAAAAUCUGACGUUUACAGCUUUGGCAUAGUCUUAUGGGCCAUUUUUGCUGACAAAGAACCUUAUGAGAAUGCUGUAAAUGACAUGCAUGUGUGCUUCUGUGUCAUGCAUGGGGACAGGCCACUCAUAGAUGAAAUACAAAAUAAUUGUCCAAAAGUAAUUAUUACUUUAAUGAAAGAUUCCUGGAAACAAAAGCCAGAGGAGCGUCCAACUUUUGCAGAAAUCAGUUUGACAUACACGCCAUUUUACCAACAAAACUUUGAAGAGUUUGUUGAAGAGGAUGUUAGAAAAAUAAAAGAAGUAUACCCUGAACCAACUGAACUUGUGAAAAGGAUGCAGUCCCUUGAAGUAGAUGCUGUAGCAGAACCACCAGGGAGUGCCCAGAUGGAUCGGCCCAGUUCCUUGCACAGCUCACAGGGUCUUGCAGUGAACUCCAUAGAUGAAGCCCAGUUUGCAGCUUCCCCCAGUAACGAACCUGUGGAGAGCUGUGAACAUACCUUCGAGCCCCCGAUGACCUUGGAGAGGAAACUACAGGAUGAGCUGAACUAUCAUGUGUAUGGCAGCCGGAUGGACAAGCCAGACAGCCAUCCUGUGGUGUUCAGUGCUGCACUGGGAGAGGAGGAACACAGGAGAAAGAUGUCCUAUGGUCCAUUUGCAAAGGGGCCUGUGGAGCCAUACCUGAGACCUGAAAAUCCUCGCUUAAACACAAGCCUUAGCAAUCCCAACGCAGCCUGCUACAAUGCAUCAUGGCAACCAUCAUCUACUGGAGCAACCCCGGAAAGGGGAAAUAUAUUUUUGCCUCCAAAUAGGAUACAUGGAGCAGAGCCUACAAAUCUCAGAGCAUCACUAAGUUCAGAAGAUCUCUAUGGAUCCCAUUCAACCAGUCUCUUCAAUUUAAGUAAACCACCUGUGCCUGAAUCUGGUAUGGAACAUUCAGCAAAGAUAAUUAAUCCUUACCCUCUUGCCAAAAGUGUAAGGAUAGAAUCUGAUCCAAGGGAAUCGCUUCCUUUUAUGAAGACAAAUUUUGCACAUGCUUCUACAUACAGAAAGAGUUCAGAGGAUUCUGCACAAUUCGUCAUUAAUAAUAGCAGAGGAAUUCAAAUAGGCUCCAACAACUACAUGAAAAUAAAAGAGCCAGUUCACCAAAUAAGCAGUGCUCCAGCGAAUGUUCCCUACAAUUCUGUACAUUACCAGAAGCUGUUUGAGAGUGCUGUUCUUGCUUCCGAUAUACACCUGAACCUUGUGCGGGACAACUUGGCAAAACAGUGGAAACAUUGUGCACGUAAGCUGGGCUUCACUGACCCAGAGCUGGAUGAAAUUGAUCAUGACUAUGAGCGAGAUGGACUAAAAGAAAAAGUUUACCAAAUGUUUCAACGUUGGCUGAUGAAGGAAGGCAGCAAAGGGGCUACUGUGGGAAAGCUGGCCUUGGCUCUCUAUGCUUGCAGGAGGAUAGACCUUCUUAACAGCCUUGUAAAAACAACCCAGGAAUCUGAAAUGAGUAACAAAUGAGAAGUAAAAUAGCAGGAGAAUGCUAUUAUUUUGAGGAGAAUGUUCUCUGAGGAACUCACGGAUGUUUCGCUUUGAUAGCCAGUAUCAACAUCUGAUGCUACCAGGUGCCAUUCCAGCAUAAAAAUGAAGAUAUAAGAUACGGUG
This is a messenger RNA of Varanus komodoensis (Komodo dragon), 3220 nucleotides long. RefSeq names its product receptor interacting serine/threonine kinase 1 (gene RIPK1). The coding region runs from base 1109 to 3076 and encodes 655 amino acids. The record is from RefSeq and is a predicted model, not a curated record. NCBI's taxonomy places the organism in Eukaryota, Metazoa, Chordata, Lepidosauria, Squamata, Varanidae. Gene Ontology annotation, biological process: protein phosphorylation; signal transduction. The transcript is spliced from 11 exons. Gene Ontology annotation, molecular function: ATP binding; JUN kinase kinase kinase activity; protein binding.